UGACUGUCAGGGGAGAGCCACCUCUUGACAAAAAGAAAGUAGAAAAAGUAACAGCAUGUGGGGUAAAGCAGUGAUUUGCGGUAACUUUGCCUGGGACGAAAUUGCCAAGAAAAAUAAACCGGAUGAAAAUCAGCUCCUGCUCACUCCUCACCUUAUUCGAGAACUCGUCGAUGUCCGUGUGAAACACGUUGUGACCAGUCCGGUCGCUUGCCAUUCAGUGAUUAUCAGUGAAGACGGUGAUGUGUGGGUAUUUGGCCGUAAUGGGCGCGGUCAACUCGGUCUCGGUCAUCACAAUAGCGUCGAUUAUCCUGUGAGAGUCAAGUCCACCUUCGAAAGCCACAUAGAGAUUGGCGACCGUAAAAUUGUGGCCGCCGCAGUGGGAAGAAAUCACACGUUACUUGUUUCUGAAUCCGGCGAAGUAUUCGGCACCGGCGAUAAUCGAUUGGGGCAACUCACGUUUGCAGGCGACGGUUACAAGUCGUUCAAGCGUUUAACCAGUCUAAACAAGGAAAAGAUCGUUCAGGUCGCUUGCGGAGCGGAAUUUACUCUUGUUCUCAAUGAUCAAGGCAAAGUAUUUGCUUUUGGGUCUCAAGAAUAUGGCCAGCUUGGUAACGGUGCGGAUGGUCAAUUCAUCAAAUCAGCCGGAACACUAGCCACUCGGCCACAGGAAAGACCAUUAUUGGUGAAAGCAUUGAUCGAACGAAAUAUUGUGUCAAUUGCAUGUGGUGCGAAUCACUCUCUUGCUAUGGAUGAUGGUGGCUAUGUCUAUUCAUGGGGCUUUGGUGGUUAUGGGCGCCUUGGCCACGGUGAACAAAAGGAUCUCUUUGCCCCACAGGUCAUUUCCAAACUAGCCGGUCCAGGACGUGCAACGCGUGCUUCUGCUAUUGCCUGCGGUUCUUCAUGUUCCAUGGCUCUGGACGGCACAAACCAACUGUUAAUGUGGGGAAAAUGGAAAAACACAGGUGACGGUAGCUCGGGUCAACCGUGGAUGUCGCCUAAAUAUCUGUAUGAUUUGAAUGGAUGGUCCUUCCUGACCAUGGCGGCGGGCGCUCGAAGUUUGUUUGCAGUAGCCGACACCGAACCUACGACCGUUGCUUGGGGUCAAGUGGCAAACAGUGAACUUGGUUACGGUGAUGAGGCUCCUGCUAGGUCCUCAACGAGACCGCAAAAGGUGGAGCCAUUAGAAGGCAUUGUCACACUGGGUGUGUCCGCAGGCGUUGGUCAUACGUUAUUCUUGGUGAAACCUGACAAUGAAUUGGUGCAGGACCUACCGAAAUGGCCAGCUACCGAGACGGACGAUUUCUGUGUGAAGUGCCGCAAAGAUGAUAACGAGGAUAAAAUCCUAUUGUGUGAUAAAUGUGAUGCAUCCACGCAUACUUAUUGUGCUGUACCGCCUUUGCAAGAAAUACCUGAAGGCGAUUGGUACUGCGACAAAUGUCACCCACCCCAAGAAGAAACACCCAAACCAGCACCACCAAGAAAGGGGCAAGUAGCUACUGGUGAUAAAGUGCCAUCCAAGCGACAGAAAACCAAGUAAGACGAUUAUUUUAACAACUCUACAAGUGGACGACCGGAAAAAUAGUCGUUUUUAAAUUAUGGUCAUCCUUCGAAUUUAUAAGAAAAGAAAAAAAAAAGAAAGGACGAAAGAAAAGAAAAGAAAAGGAGAAGGCAGCUUAUUGCGAGAUGGAGGAAACAUAAACUUUCAAUGACUCGUAUUACCAGCGCAUCACAAGAAACACUUUCAUCUAUAUGCUCUUCUUAAAUUUUCAAGGGUGACACCCUCAUUUGUUAAUAUGGAUGUAUAAGAUGAUGAGACGGCGGAUCGGGAGGGGAGGUUUGGUUCCGAAAUAUGGUUAUGAAAUAAAGAG
Messenger RNA from Radiomyces spectabilis, 1868 nucleotides. Its product is annotated as regulator of chromosome condensation 1/beta-lactamase-inhibitor protein II. The record is from RefSeq and is a predicted model, not a curated record. Bases 56 to 1537 code for a protein of 493 amino acids. NCBI's taxonomy places the organism in Eukaryota, Fungi, Mucoromycota, Mucoromycetes, Mucorales, Radiomycetaceae. The transcript is spliced from 12 exons.